UCACAUGACAUUUUCUAUAUUGGAGCUAAUGGAGGAUUACUCGCUGGAACUGCUAUAUAGCCAUUCUGAGGAUGUCCUCGUUUCCAGUCAAGUACAAGAGGAAUUUAAAAACAUAAUCAUUAAAAUAUUUGGGAUAUCUGUUUUUGAUGACUUUUACAGCCAGUGUCGAGCUGACUAUUUUCGUCUAUUCAGUGACUUUUGCAGGAAUAUGAGCAAGGACUUGCAUGGCAAAGAACCACUUGUCAUCACGAUGCCGUCGUCUUUGUCAGCAUUGGUUACAGACAAAACCGGCAAAAGCAUUAAACAAGCGAUUGAGCAGACUGAUAUUGCUCAAAAGAUUGCCUACACUUCAGGCGAACUUAAAAUAGCUCCAGAGAUUUAUCAGCGUCUAUUUUUAGAAGCAGCUACAAAUACAGUAAGUCUCCUUCGGAAAGGUUUUCAACAAUCGGGAUCGGAUAUCGUAGUGAAUAUCAUUCUGACUGGAUAUUUUUCAAAAUCAACGAUUAUCCAAGACCAAAUCCGGAUGUCGUUUCCCUCACAUCAACUUAUUGUUCCUAAGGACGGAGAUCUAGCUGUGGUGAAGGGAGCCGCAUUAUAUGGUCAAGCUCCAGUUACAUAUAGGAAGGCCUUGGAAUAUACUUGUCGUUCCCCAGCUCGAAUGGGAGAAGCAAGGAGUCAAGAAGAUAUGAAUUGUUGUAUAAUAUCCUGAGAAUACACGUUGCAUUUAUAAUUAGUUUUGCUUCUUAAGAUGUCUUUAAACAAGGAUGUACAGCAUAAGUGACUGUUCAAAUUAUUGUAUCUGCCAUGCCAAUUGCAAAGAAACGAAAACAUCUGUCGUCAAUUCAGUGUAUAAACAACGGACUCACAAUUAGUAUGAAAAACGUCAGUGAGCAUUUGAUUCAAUGAUGAAUUGUAUUUGUAUU
Molecule: messenger RNA, 923 nt
Organism: Saccostrea cuccullata (small rock oyster)
Lineage: Eukaryota; Metazoa; Mollusca; Bivalvia; Ostreida; Ostreidae
Product: heat shock 70 kDa protein 12A-like
Exons: 3
Coding region: 5-709 (234 amino acids)
Source: RefSeq, a predicted model, not a curated record